AUGUGUUGCAACUCCUGUGGAAACUCCUGUGGGGGCUGUGGCUCUGGCAAUGGUUGUGGCUGUGGCUGUGGCUGUGGUUGUGGCCAUGGCAGUGGCUGUGGCUCUGGCUAUGGCCAUGGUUAUGACUUUGGCUGUGGCUACUUUGGCUACCAACCAUUUUGCUACAGAAGAUGCUAUUCCUCCCGCUGCUAA
Molecule: messenger RNA, 192 nt
Organism: Manis pentadactyla (Chinese pangolin)
Lineage: Eukaryota; Metazoa; Chordata; Mammalia; Pholidota; Manidae
Product: keratin-associated protein 21-1-like
Exons: 1
Coding region: 1-192 (63 amino acids)
Source: RefSeq, a predicted model, not a curated record